This is a messenger RNA of Ochotona curzoniae (black-lipped pika), 497 nucleotides long. RefSeq names its product epiregulin (gene EREG). Lineage: Eukaryota; Metazoa; Chordata; Mammalia; Lagomorpha; Ochotonidae. The transcript has 5 exons. Gene Ontology annotation, biological process: epidermal growth factor receptor signaling pathway; positive regulation of cell population proliferation; positive regulation of mitotic nuclear division. The record is from RefSeq and is a predicted model, not a curated record. The coding region runs from base 9 to 497 and encodes 162 amino acids.
GGACCAGGAUGGAGACGCGCCGCGCGGGCCUCGUGCCGCUGCUGCUGCUCAGCCUGGGUUUCCAUCUUCUACAAGCAGUUCUUGGUACCACUGUAAUUCCAUCGUGUAUCCCAGGAGAAGCCGAAGAUAACUGCACAGCUUUAGUUCAGACGGAAGACAAUCCACGUGUGGCUCAGGUGUCCAUCACCAAGUGUGGCUCUGACAUGAAUGGCUAUUGUUUACAUGGACAAUGCAUUUACCUGGUGGACAUGAGUGAAAAUUAUUGCAGGUGUGAAGUGGGUUACACUGGAGUCCGAUGUGAACACUUCUUUCUAACGGUCCACCAACCCUUGAGCAAAGAAUAUGUGGCAUUGACUGUGAUACUUAUCAUCUUGUUUCUCGUCAUAGUUGCUGGUUCCAUAUAUUAUUUCUGCAGAUGGUAUAAACAUCAGCAAAGUAAAGAAUCAAAGGAGUAUGAGAGGGUGACCUCUCGGGAUCCAGGAUUACUACAAGUCUGA